AUGUUUAAUUAUUUAGCAAAAGAAUCUUUCAUUACAGGUUUUCAAGGAGAGCUUAUUACACGUAUAAAGGAAGAAGAAAAGUCAAAGCAAAAGAAGAUACCUUUUGACCAUUUGACUAAUCUGGUUUGGUUCUUCAAAGGUGUCGUGAGGGAAUCAAAGAGGGAGAGAGGAUACAACCAAGGCGGAAGAGAGAAGCACGGAUCGGAGAUAGCAUGCAACUCCGGUGAAGACGGCGUCGAGGAACAUACGGUGUUCGGAAAGGACGAUGCGGCGAGCUCGUCGAAGCUUCUGAGAGCCAAGGUCGAUUCUCUACACAACACUCUCAGUCCCUGCAGCGACACUCCAAGUCUUCAUAAGCCUAUCCAUCCUUGUUUUCAUCCCAAUCUACGACCGUGUACUCGUCCCAUCGCAAGAUCAAUCACUCAUAAACCAGCAGGAAUCACAACACUUCAAAGGAUCACCACAGGCAUUUUCCUCUCAAUCCUUUCAAUGGUAAUAGCUGCUUUGGUCGAGAUGAAAAGACUCAAGACCGCUCGAGAUCACGGGCUUGUUGAUUCCCCUAAUGCCAUGGUUCCAAUGAGUGUUUGCUGGCUUAUUCCACAGUACGUUCUCUAUGGGGUCUCUGACGUCUUCACUAUGGUUGGCUUACAAGAGUUCUUCUACGGACAAAUCCCGGUCGAGCUAAGAAGCUUGGACUAUCUAUGUACCUUAGCGUAA
Molecule: messenger RNA, 717 nt
Organism: Raphanus sativus (radish)
Lineage: Eukaryota; Viridiplantae; Streptophyta; Magnoliopsida; Brassicales; Brassicaceae
Exons: 3
Coding region: 1-717 (238 amino acids)
Biological process (GO): transmembrane transport
Cellular component (GO): membrane
Molecular function (GO): transmembrane transporter activity
Source: RefSeq, a predicted model, not a curated record